AGACAGCAAAUGUGAAAAAUCGGGACGGGGGAGGGGGGUAAUAGGAGCCUAUAUAAGAAAAAGAUCCCAAAAUCAGGACUGUCCCUAUAAAAUCGAGACAUCUGGUCAUCCUAGCAGAUCUAUCCAUCCUGCCAAUGAGGGGCCUUUUCCUAUUUGUGGCCUAAAGUCAGCUGACAGAAUGGCAUACCUGCUGGGCAAUCCAAACUGUAUGGAGAGCUUGAGGAAGGACAUCACCGAUCUACAAGGAGCCAUCAUUGAUGUCUUUUCCCGGGCUGGGGCAGUGCGUUAUCCCUCCUGGAAGUUUCCCAAUAAAGUGUCCUGUGAUCUGGAUCUGGUGGCUUUGCUGGAGCAUUAUGACUAUGUGGAGAAUGACCCUGAAUUUACCCAGCAUUCCCAUGUAAUGCUCCUCGAACUGGUGAUUGACAGGCUGCUUUUGCUGCUUCAGAGCUUCACAGGCUACAUGGAGAAUCUCAUCAGCAAACAAGCUGUGCCCCCGUCCCAGGCAGUGGGACCCUGCAUGUCCAUUGGGCUGGCUGUGAGGAAGUACUGGAACAGCACACUGAAACUGGGAGCGCUCCAUCAGCAGCUAGUGACUGAGAAGAAAUCUAACAGGAGGGACAUCUCUGCACUGAAAUCUACCCUGCAAGACGUGAAAGCUGAGAAUGAGCAUUUGAAAAGCUGCUCACCCAUGAUUUCAGAAUCAGGUGCAUCAUUAGCCAGUGCCCAGUCAACCCUCUCCUGUCUACCACAAACCAUCCAUGGGCCAGACUGUGAUUUCUCAGACACCUCGCAGCCACGGUCUGCAUAUGGUGUCACCAAGAAUGUCUGUAGUGUCCAUUCUCAGACAAUUGAGUCAUCUCUGGUGCCCUGCGAUGUAUGUGCAAGUGGCCAGGCCAGCCUCCGGGAGGUCGGUAAAGCCAUCAUCAGCAUCUGCCACAGCCAGAACAUCCCCUCAUCCCUGGGCAAAUUCCAAGAGAUGGUUGAGGAGACCUUAGGCAACAAGCCACUCACCGCUAUGGACAUGAGUUUCUGGGCAUCAGAACAGAGCAAAGACCUCUCCCGUAUCAACAAACAUCUUGGGGGGCUGAUGCAGCUGAUAAACCCUUUGAAGGCAGAGCUGGAAGAAUCUGAGAAACAGAAGGAUGAACUGAGGAAGCAGGUUGAGGACUUUGACAAGCUUCUUCAGAAGGAGAAUGAGACCCAGGAACGGCAGAGGAAGGCGGCUGAGCAGUACUUGGAGGAAAAGAUCAAAGAGAAUUUGCAGAUCACAGCCAAACUGGAGAAGGACAAGGAAGAUCUACGGACAGGAGCUGUUGUGCUGGAGGAGAGAAUUUCCACCUUGAAAGAAGAGCUGCUGUCACAGCAAGCUACCAUGCGAGAGCUGGAGCUGACCAAAAGCACCCUGCUGGAGGAGAUGAGGACUAAGAUGGCCCACAAGAGCCAGAUGACGAAGCUGGAAGGCCAAGUGCAGCUGCUAACCAGCCAGUUGGAGAACGCAAGCCACACGCUCAGUGGGGCCACCACCCAGCUGGACAAGGAGAAGGCCAAAGUGGAAAGCAUGCUCAGGCAUGAGGAGUCGCUCCAGGCCAAGCAGAGGGCCCUGUUGCAACAGCUGGACUGCCUGGAUCAGGAGUGUGAGGAGCUGAGGGCCAGCCUAGGCGAAGCGGAGGACGACAAGGCUAAGCUGGAGCAACAGCUGAAGGAGACACAGGCUGAGAAGCGGCAGGUUCAGGGCCAGCUCGAAGCCCAGCAGCAGCUAAUGGAGAACCUGCAGCAGGAGAAGCUGAGCUUCGAGCAGUCUACAUCUGAACUACUCAGGAACAUCUCUGAGCUGGAUGAGCUGCUCCAGGAGCUGAAGGAGAGGGAGAGGCUGCUGGUGUCCUUUCCAGACCUCCACAUCCCUGCUGAGGCGCAGUUUGAGUGCACUGGGGACAUCGCUGAUGACAUGGAAAAGCAGCUGCAGGCGAACAACAUCCGCAUCAGCGUCCUGGAGGAAGAGAACUCGCGGCUCAGGACCGCACUAGCCAAAAUGAAAGAAACAGCCCAGGAAGGAGUGUUAAGGCAACCCUUCCCUCGCACACAGACCUCCAAGCAGCACAGUGCCCCAUCGGCUUGCGAGUGGCCAAGCCAGCAGCCAGAGCACAGCACUCCAGAGACCGCCAAGCAGCCAUCUAAAGCCAUCCUCCGCAGAGGCCACGUGGAAGGCAAUGUCCUGCGUCUCCCUUCCAGUCGAGAACUCGGCCAUCAACACUUACGCCAGACUGAAAGGGAAAGGCAGCGCAGCCAGAGUCCAGGCCCGCUCAGCUCACAGCCCCAGGAACCACCAGAAAUAGAACCCCAGGAGAGCAACCCCUGCUGGAGGUGUUCAGCUAGGGACACAAAUAAAGCUGUUUACUGUUCAUCCCCAAGGCUCCCUCCGAGUGCAGGGCUGCUGUCUGUGACAGUGAAAGAGCCGCAAAAGGGCUGUGCCACGUGGGAGCCCAGGGCUUCUCUGCCACUCACUGCUUCCUAACUGAGAUGGGCCACUUGCUGGAGUCAGGUAGGUCAGCUUGUGGGGGACACAAGUUUGCAGAUGACACUAAACUGGGAGGAGUUGUAGAUACACUGGAGGGUAGGGAUAGGAUACAGAGGGACCUAGACAAAUUAGAGGAAUGGGCCAAAAGAAAUCUGAUGAGGUUCAACAAGGACAAGUGCAGAGUCCUGCACUUAGGAUAGAAGAAUCCCAUGCACUGAUACAGACUAGGGACCUAAUGGCUAGGCAGCAGUUCUGCAGAAAAGGACCUAGGGGUUACAGUGGACGAGAAGCUGGAUAUGAGUUGACCAGCAUGCCCUUGUUGCCAAGAAGGCUAACAGCAUUUUGGGCUGUAUAAGUAGGGGCAUUGCCAGCAGAUCAAGGGAUGUGAUCAUUCCCCUCUAUUCGACAUUGGUGAGGCCUUAUCUGGAGUACUGUGUCCAGUUUUGGGCCCCACGCUACAAGAAGGAUGUGGAAAAAUUGGAAAGAGUCCAGCAGAGGGCAACAAAAAUGAUUAGGGGUCUGGAACACAUGACUUAUGAGGAGAGGCUGAGGGAACUGGGAUUGUUUAGCCUGCAGAAGAGAAGAAUGAGGGGGGAGUUGAUAGCUGCUUUCAACUGCCUGAAAGGGAGUUCCAAAGAGGAUGGACCUAGACUGUUCUCAGUGGUACCAGAAGACAGAACAAGGAACAAUGGUCUCAAGUUGCAGUGGGGGAGGUUUAGGUUGGAUAUUAGGAAACACUAUUUCACUAGGAGGGUGGUGAAGCACUGGAAUGGGUUACGUAGGGAGGUGGUGGAAUCUCCUUCCUUACAGGCUUUUAAGGCCCGGCUUGACAAAGCCCGGCAGGGAUGAUUUAGUUGGGGAUUGGUCCUGCUUUGAGCAGGAGGUUGGACUAGAUGACCUCCUGAGGUCCCUUCCAACCCUGAUAUUCUAUGACGUCAUGCCUUGCAAACAGCAUCUCCUCUGGUGGAGGAAGAAUCAUUGGCAGCUCCACAAGGAGAACCAGCCGGACCUCCCGGAGCAGCAGGAUGGCUGCUGUGAGGGAGGCUGCCCAGGAGGAGGUGGGAAGGACGAAAGGACUGAGGGAUCUUCUCAGGGAUCCAGAGGAUCUCAUGAAAACAGAACCCAUGUGAAAGGCUGUGUGCUUUCCCACCUUCCAGCAGGAGAGAUCACUCUGUUCCCACAUAGGAGCCCCUGGGGGGGGGGGGCUAGGAAUCAAGAGCUCCAUCACAGCCUGGAUCAUACCCCCUCCUGUGGUUUAACAUCCAGUGCUUGCUGCACACCCCUGCCCCAUCCUGGUUGGGUUUUGACAGCACAUUGUGCUGCAAGGGCAGGAGGAAACAGGGCAGAGAGUUGAGUUGCAAUAAAAGAUUCAAGAGUUAAGACUUUUAACCAGUAAGAUUGCAGUUGGCAAAUGACUGCGAGAAAAGGGGUGGGGAGAACAGGAAGGACUCUAUUGAGUGACUGCUAUAUAAAA
Molecule: messenger RNA, 3989 nt
Organism: Malaclemys terrapin pileata
Lineage: Eukaryota; Metazoa; Chordata; Testudines; Emydidae
Gene: CCDC157
Product: coiled-coil domain containing 157
Exons: 10
Coding region: 179-2512 (777 amino acids)
Source: RefSeq, a predicted model, not a curated record